CCAAAGGAGGCACGAGGCAGCCCGGAGCGGGAGCGGGAGCUGCAAGCGGGCUCGCGUCACGUGACCGCUUUCUCUUUCGCCGCCCGCCGGUCCCUUUAAACCCUCUUUCGCCGAGCGGAGUUGGGAGGAGACGCAGGGAGGCUGGAAGGCAGCGGGGGCGCCCCUUGUUGCCGCUGCCUCCCCGGGCGCUCGGAGCGCUUUUGCGCCGCUUGCUUGGCCAGUUCUCUCCGGCCGCCUUUCCUCCGUCCUUCCGCCCAGACUCGGAGGCCGCUGAGGGAGGAGGACCUAGCCGGGAACCCCCACCACCACCAACCCCCCCUCUCAGUCCAUGCCUCUCCAAACCGGCUCAAACUACCUCACAGGAUUGGUGUCUGGGAAAAUAGGAAAAGGAAGGAAAAUUAGCUAUGUCUCAACAAGGAGAUGCUGUGAGGAUCCCGCAUGGCAUGGCCAGAGAUAAAUGUCGCUUGUAUUUUUAAUUCUGCUCAACCUGAAGUUCAAAGCAUAAAUGCUUGGAAAUCAAACCUGCUGUAGUAAGGCUGGUGACUAUCCAAGUGGAAUGGAACAGUCAUGAAUGGCGAUGCUCUUUGUCAAGAACCUCCCUCCCAGCUUCCUGACUGGCGGGAAUUCUGCGAGCUCCAUGCCCAGGCUGCUGCAGUGGACUUUGCUCAGAAGUUCUGCCAGUUCCUGAAGGAAAAUCCCCACUACGACACUCCUGGAGCCGAGACUUCCUUCUCUCAUCAUUUUGCAGCAAAUUUCUUGGACAUCUUCAGCCUGGAGGUCAACAGGGUGUUUGUGUCCAAUUCCCCUACGAAGUAUAACAUCGUCCCAUUUGUGGGUCUUCAGAACUGCCACAUGCCUUAUGGACGGGAUCUCUUGCCAAGAAAAGAGCAGACUUCGGUGGAGUCUCUAGACAGCAUGGACCACACGCUCUCCUCCAGCAGGUACUUGAGCCAAACCCAACAGGCUCAGGCAAGAAAAGUCUCCUCCUACGGCCAGUCCCGAAGUUCCGAAGAUGUCUCUGUCCAUAGUUCUUCCAAGACAAAAUUCAAGAAAGGUUUUUCUCUGAGGAACAUGAGCUUGUGCGUGGUGGAUGGCAUGAAGGAGAUGUGGCAUCGGAGGUCUUCUCCCGAGCCAGGCGCAGAAGCCGUGCAGAGCAAACAGUCUGAGAGGGAACACUGUCCUCCUGUUAGCAAAGAACAUAGCGAUUCCCGAGAGAAAUGGACCCACAAACUCUGGCUUUCCAAGGGCCAAUCUUCUAAAGUGGAUUUAGUGGACAUUCAGAGAGAGGGAACCCUUCGCUACAUGGUUGCUGACGACACAAACUGUGUGGGUAGCUCUCAGUGGCAAAAAUGCCGUUUGCUGCUAAGAAAAGCAGUAAAGAUGGAGGGGGAAAGGUUCCUUCUCGAAUUCUACGUUCCUCCUAAGGCUUCCAAAGCAAAGGUCAGCAUCCCUCUCUCGGCUAUUAUUGAGGUGCGCACAACUAUGCCAUUGGAGAUGCCAGACAAGGAUAACACCUUUGUGCUGAAGGUAGAAAACGGUGCUGAAUAUAUCCUUGAAACAAUAGAUUCGUUGCAGAAACAUUCCUGGGUGGCGGAUAUACAAGACUGCAUAGAUCCUGGUGUUCAGCAUACAGCUGCAGAAACUCACUGGUGCAGCACCAUCCACUGUCCAAACGCCCACUCUUCUCUUCUUUCCAGGGACAGUGGUGAUGACAUUGAACUCUCUUCCUGUACCCAAGGAGCUUGCCUGCCAAGCAGAGUGUCAUCUUGUAGCUGUGAGUUCCUGGCUGAUGAUGUGACCCGAUGCCAGGAUAGAUGUGUUGGCUCAACUGCCUCAGAUAGCAUAUCAAAUGCUACCACAAUUGUAACAGCACCACAUGGCAGGAUCUCUGCAGGGGAAUAUAGAGCGCAUGUGCCAUUAGAGAACUUCCUGCAGACACUGGAGUCUCCAGCCAAUAGCAGUCACACAGCAGGAGAUGAAAAUGAGCUGGAAGCAGAAAUCAAUCUCUUGGAGUUCCCUUGGUUCCACGGGACACUAUCACGGGUUAAAGCAGCUCAGCUAGUACUCUUUGGUGGUGUCAAAAGCCAUGGAUUAUUUGUUAUUCGACAGAGCGAAACACGGCCUGGUGAAUAUGUACUGACCUUUAACUUCCAGGGAAAAGCCAAGCACCUGCGUUUGUCCUUAAAUGAAAAUGGUCAGUGCCACGUCCAACAUCUUUGGUUCCAGAGUAUUUUUGAUAUGCUGCGGCAUUUUCAUAUGCAUCCCAUCCCACUGGAGUCAGGUGGUUCUGCUGACAUAACCCUCCGCAGCUAUGUAAUGGCCCAGAGUCCACUGCCGGAGCUCACUCAAUCUCCAGCAGUAGCUUCCCAGCAGCCUGCUUGCAGAAAUGACCUCCAGACUCAACAUUACUUUUCCAGCUUUGUUCCAGUCACUUUCCAGCCAGCAUCUCCAUCAGAGGGCACUACCUCUUCCUCUUCUUCCUCAGCCAGCCAUUCACUUUACCAUAGGAUGGAAGGGACUCUGAAUGCCCGAAGCCGAAGUAACAGCACAGAGCGGUUGUUUGAUUCGGCUGCUGUUGGCACAGAAGAUUACCAUGAAAGUGAAGGUUCACGCAAUAGAACCAGAGCAGUUGAAAACCAAUACUCCUUCUACUGACUUUGCUGAUGGAGUGGUUUUCAAUGCAUCCCUCUCAUUUGGAUCAGUAGUUUUGGAGGAUGGAAACGCUUGUUGAGGUCUUCAUCUCCUUGUUGGCUACUUCUAUAUUGCAUUUAUUAU
Molecule: messenger RNA, 2775 nt
Organism: Ahaetulla prasina
Lineage: Eukaryota; Metazoa; Chordata; Lepidosauria; Squamata; Colubridae
Gene: SH2B2
Product: SH2B adaptor protein 2
Exons: 11
Coding region: 568-2655 (695 amino acids)
Biological process (GO): intracellular signal transduction; antigen receptor-mediated signaling pathway
Cellular component (GO): plasma membrane
Molecular function (GO): transmembrane receptor protein tyrosine kinase adaptor activity
Source: RefSeq, a predicted model, not a curated record